Molecule: messenger RNA, 1071 nt
Organism: Castor canadensis (American beaver)
Lineage: Eukaryota; Metazoa; Chordata; Mammalia; Rodentia; Castoridae
Source: RefSeq, a predicted model, not a curated record
GUGUUUCACAACCUUCCCCCAACCCUUUCGGGCUGGCCUUGAACAGCCUUCCAGACUAGGCCCAGUGAGCAGAUUAUAUGAGAAAAGGCUCAUCACGAGUUCAGCAGGAAAGCAUUAGGUCCUUUCCUGUGGUGGUGGUUGAAGCCCUUGUUGGCUGUUCUGCACCAUUCUGUUGACUUAUUUUUUGAGACUGCCUCAACGACGUUGCCUGCGAUAGCCUUGAAUUCCUGGGCUCAAGUGAUCCUCCUGCCUCAGUCUCUGGAGUGGCUGAUCAAAUGAUGUUGUUUGGAAAAAUUUCCCAGCAGUUGUGUGGCUUAAAGAAACUCCCAUGGUCAUGUGACUCCAGGUUCUUCUGGGGAUGGCUGAAUGCAGUGUUCAAUAAAGUGGAUUAUGAACGCAUCAGGGAUGUUGGCCCUGACAGGGCAGCAUCUGAGUGGCUGCUGCGCUGUGGGGCCACAGUGCGCUACCAAGGCCAGGAGAGGUGGCAGAAGGAUUACAACAACCUCCCAACAGGCUCUCUGGACAAAUAUAAGAUUCAAGCAAUCGAUGCCACCGACUCUUGUAUCAUGAACAUUGGAUUUGACUACAUGGAGGGCUUACAGCAUGUUGAAAAAAUAAGGCUGUGCAAGUGUCAUUAUAUUGAAGAUGAAUGUUUGCAGAGGCUUAGUCAACUUGAAAAUUUACAAAACAGCCUAUUGGAAAUGGAAAUAAUUACCUGUGGGAACAUCACAGACAACGGCAUCAUUGCUUUGCAUCAUUUAAGAAACCUCAGGUAUUUGUUGUUACGUGAUCUUCCUGGAGUAAAAGAAAAAGAGAACCUUGUCAAAGUCUUUAAGACAGCACUGCCAUCUAUGGAACUCGAAUUACAGUUAAAGUAAAAUAAUAAUUAUCAGUGUGUCUUAUUUCACUAUAAAGGACCAUUUGAAAUUGUUGAUCUGAAGUAGCAACAAAUAUUCUCUACUCACCAAUAGAAUUGUAAAGAUGUAAUAUAAUAUUUUAGAAUUGGACAGUCUACCAUAUUUAGAAAAUAUUGACACAUGACUCAGUAAAGUUACUGAGUUGGAAGUGAGA